GUGUGACACCAGUGGUUGGAGUCAACAGAUGGAGGGAGCAGAAGGAGAAGUCCUGGAACUGGGAAGGACUGGAGAGCACUGCAGCUGAAGGACACAAGAACAAACUGAAGACCAGGACAAGUCUGAGAAUGCUCCUCGACAUCAAGUGACAGCUGAAGAACAGGAUGAGUUUGGUGCACAGGCUGACUCAGCUGGUUGGAGUAUGGAGGUGGAAGAGGAGGGCCGGGCCGCCCCUGUGCACCGCCGCUGGCCUUCACUGGAGGACCUUCUGCUCCACCACCGCUCCAGACCCAGAUCCAGUAGAGACUCACAAGAGGAGGCUCAUCCAGUGGUUCAGCCACCUUCCCAACGAGGAGAAGCAGUUCGGCGGGUACUUCAGCCCCGACACCAUGCACGUGGACCCGCUGAUCCUGGAGAGGCGGCCUGAGGAGAGAGCCGGUCUGGUGAGCUCCCCCGUUCUGCCCCAGACCGGCAGCUCCUCUGUGACCGUGGAGCAGCUGUUCGAGGCCACGGACGUGCGGGACCAGGAGACGGGGGUCACCGUGCUGAUGUACGGAGCGGUGGGAACCGGAAAGAACACGGUGCUCCGAAAGCUGGUCCUGGACUGGUGCAGGGGGGCCGCGCUGACCCAGUUCAAGCUGCUGCUGCCCUUCUCCUGUGAGGAUCUCAGCCAUAUGACAAAGACAGUGUCUUUAAGGGACCUGGUGAGCAGGAAGUAUUUCCAUCUGAGAAAACACCCCCUGCUGAGCGGGGAGGGAAACCAGGCCAAGGACCUUCUCUUCCUGUUCCAUAAGAUGGAGAAGAUGAAGCUGGACUUCCGGAUCGGAUCCACAGAGCUGUGCAGUGACCCCAACGAGGCGCUGCCUGCAGGCGUAGUGGUGGUCAACCUGCUGAGGAAAUACAUGCUACCUGAGGUAACCUGCACACCUCUGCCACUGGACUGUGGAGCAGAGCUUCUCUGA
This is a messenger RNA of Sphaeramia orbicularis (orbiculate cardinalfish), 962 nucleotides long. Its product is annotated as NLR family member X1-like. Lineage: Eukaryota; Metazoa; Chordata; Actinopteri; Kurtiformes; Apogonidae. The transcript has 5 exons. The coding region runs from base 165 to 962 and encodes 265 amino acids. The record is from RefSeq and is a predicted model, not a curated record. Gene Ontology annotation, cellular component: cytoplasm.